Messenger RNA from Paramecium primaurelia, 491 nucleotides. The record is from the annotation of a GenBank genome assembly. NCBI's taxonomy places the organism in Eukaryota, Ciliophora, Oligohymenophorea, Peniculida, Parameciidae.
AUGAUUAAAAAUUUAUCAAUAGAAAAUAUAAUGCAAAGCAUAUGCCGAUUUGAAGAUCAGAUUUAUUUGAUUCAUUAAUUAUUGUCACCUCUAAAGAGAUUAGAAUUAUUAGAUUUUAUCAUAUAGAAACAAUAGAGUUGAUUAAAAAAAUAGAAAAAAAUCCAACUCAUUAUUCCUAUUCAAUUAAAAUUCAUGAUUACUUCUUAAAUAUUGUUAAUGAAGUAGGUUCUCAAUUUUUAAUCAAUAAAAACUACUAAAAGAAGAUUUAAUUUUUAAUAGGAUUAGAAGAUGGAUUAAUAAAACUCAAUGAUCUAGAGAAAUUUGAAAUCAUAUAAUAAAUUUAGAUGGAUUUAUGGAUUUCUGUAAAAUCUAUGAGAAAUUAUGAAACUAAAAGAUUAUUAAAUUAUUUUAAGUUGUUCAACAAAUAGAACAAUUCAAGUUUGAGAUGUUAAUCAAAUAAAUUUUCAGAAAUGCCAAUAAAUGAUGAAUGA